Molecule: messenger RNA, 1104 nt
Organism: Trichoderma virens Gv29-8
Lineage: Eukaryota; Fungi; Ascomycota; Sordariomycetes; Hypocreales; Hypocreaceae
Exons: 3
Coding region: 1-1104 (367 amino acids)
Biological process (GO): protein phosphorylation
Cellular component (GO): cytoplasm
Molecular function (GO): ATP binding; protein serine/threonine kinase activity
Source: RefSeq, a predicted model, not a curated record
AUGCCGCUUAAUUCCGAACCACGGUUGCCUGAUAUCGUACGCGACUGGAAGAUCGAAGCUGAAGUUUCCGGCGACUAUACCAAGCACAUUGUUUACGAAAGCGGAUUAUCGGCACGAGAACGACAUAUACGAAAAGAGGAAACAUGGAAGCGGCAGAGACUCUUAGGGCAAGGAGGAUAUGGUACGGUCUACCUAGAGAAAUGUACACAAGGCGACCAGCCAAAAUUAAGGGCUGUCAAGAAGAUCAAGAGUCAAGACGUUGAACAUUCAAGAGAACUUGAAGCGAUACUUAGAUUUUCGCAUAAGAGGUAUAAUUAUUGCUUUGUACAGUCUUAUGGAUGGUUCGAAAGUGGCGAUUCAAUAUUUAUUUCCAUGGAAUACCUUGAGCUAGGCGAUUUACAAAGACAUCUCAUAAGGCCAUUACCGGAGUCCGAAGCUCAGCAGAUUACUCUCCAGGUCUUGGAGGGCUUAAAGUAUAUGCACGAAAAUGGCUUUGUUCACCGGGAUGUGAAACCUGCAGUAAGAUGGCCAUGUUUUAACACCAUGGUGGUUACUGCCGGACCAGACUGGUUCGUGAAGAUCGCUGAUUUCGGCAUUAGCAAGCGCCGGCAGCCAGGCGUUACGAGCUUGCGAACGAAGCAGCUCGGCACUAUGGGAUUUGCGGCUCCUGAACUAUUAAAUUUGUUUCAGGAGACUGUCACUUCCUCAUACACAUGGUCCGUGGACAUUUGGUCCUUGGGUGCUAUGGCAUACCUAAUGCUUACGCAUACCCUUCCCUUUCGAAGUUUUGGCGAUUUAUACGAGUAUGCACAUAAGGAAUCAUCAUUUCCAACUCAUUCCUUGAGCAAGUGUAAUGUCUCAGAAGAAGGACAUGAUUUUAUUACCAAGCUUAUGUCUCCUAAAUCACAAGAUCGGCCGGCAGCGCAAGUGGCUAUGGGCUAUGGAUGGCUGUCAUCCAUUAAUAACGAUAAAGAUGCCCAGCUGAGGCGAGUCCAUGAUGAUGCACAAACUGCACGUGUUUUGAUGAAAUCUAACAUAACUUUAGUAACUUCGAGACAGAAAAAGAAUUUGAUACUUUAUCCUGCUCCUCUUCAACAUCGAUAG